AUGAACCUCAAGCUUCAGACGAUCAAUGGGGACGUGCAUCCAGUCUCCGUUGAAUCCAGUAACAACCUCUUCGAGCUUUAUGAGGCUGUUGCAAAAGCCCUAGACGUCGACCCGUGGACGCUGCGCCUCACUGCUGGUACCACGUUCUUUGAUGUGGCCACCGAUGGAGAGACGACUUUAGAAGCUUUGGGCAUCAAGGAGGAGACCGAUUUGAUGGCUCUUCGCUGCAAGGCCUGCUUUCUAGAGAGCCCUGGAGAGAGCCGCUACAACGCGGAUUACGUCUGCACUGUGCUUCAGGUCCGGCAAGCCGGCUGGAACGCGAUUGAGGUUGAGUUCAGCGUCCGGGGUGAUGGAUCACUGGGAAGGCUGCAGAAGCCCAAGGAUUCGCAGCUCAGGGUCAUUGAUGAGACGGGCGAAAGCAGGUUUGUUCCUGUGAGCGUGCACUUGGAAGUCGAUGAGGACGUCAAAAGUGGACUUUCCCACAAGAAGGGUACCAUGACCUUCGCAGGGGUUCCGACAGAGGGUGAGGUCCGCUUCGUCUAUGGUGUCGGAGGCUAUGCUCCGCUGGCCAUGAACCUGAGCCUGGGUCGCGAAUGA
Messenger RNA from Symbiodinium sp. CCMP2456, 597 nucleotides. The record is from the annotation of a GenBank genome assembly. Lineage: Eukaryota; Dinophyceae; Suessiales; Symbiodiniaceae.